AAAAAGUGUGUGGGGCUGACAUUUUAGAGAUUGUAUCAAGGCUUAAAUACAGUAAACAGAUACAAAUGGAUGUAGGUUGCAGUAGUUAUGCAGAGAUGAAGCAGCUUGGGCAGGAUAUACUACCACGGAGAGCUGCAUCGAACCAGUCUCUGGCCUGAAUACCAAAGUAAUGACACAUUUUUUGAACGUACGAGUAGGAAAACUGGUGGUGGUGUCGUCGUCGGUAUUAUUGUCGUCGUCCUGGGCACGACGUUAAACUGCCCCCCAACCCAAGGUGUGGUGCGACCCGUGCCGAGGGGUGCGUGGCACAGGGGAGCUGUGCCUCGAACGGGGCCUCUGGGAUACCGGGCGCCCUCCCAGAGUAUCCAGCCUAGCCCGGGCAAGCGGGGCUCUGUCCGGGUGGUCCACACAUUCCUCAGCUUCUCGUGGGAUCAUAGAGAAAAAAUCUGAAAUUAGCUCCGAGCGAGCAGAUGCCGAGAAUUCCGGGGGACCUCUCUGUGAGGUGACCCGGGAGUCAGAACAGACCGAAGGUGAACUUGGUGUGAGGGGGCCUCAGUAUGAGGGGACCCUGUGCCUCGUAAACAAUAAUAAAAAUACUGUUGCAGAGGGAGAGUAUUCAAAACUCGCAACAGGAGGGACCUCAGCUGUUGUACCCGACGCUGGGAAGACCGACACGUCCAAAAAUUGCUCUGAAAGAGCACUCUGGGCAAGAGGCGACAGUGCUGGGGUGGAGAGCUCGUACCUCGCAGGCGAGUCUGUGCGAGACACCCCUGUCGCAGAGAAUGCAGAUGUGGCUUCAGCAGAGAUGUGUGGGGAUCUUUUGGGAGAGAGAGAGAUGUCUGGCAUCGUAAAAGAGGUAAUGGAUAAAUUGAGAGAAGCUGAAAAUUCUGUAGGAGUGGAAGAUGGAAACGGGAAAACUGAACAGAAAAUGGAAAAAGAAUGUGGUGAAUCUGGCAAAUUUGGUGCUGUGGUGGAACUGGAAACUGAUGGGAAGGAGGCGGAUGUUGGCCGAGAGAAACUCAAAAAGGAGCGCUGGUCCAGGGCACAGAAACUCCAAAGGAAAAUAAUGCAGGUUGAGGCAGCACUGAAGCUAGAGAUUGCUAAAGUUGAACAAAAGAAACAGAAACUGGAGGGAAUAGCGCUACGCUGUGAAACAAGUAAUGGGGAAGGUGACAGGAAGGACACAUUUGUUGCUGAGGAGCAACUAAAAAAAAUGCGUCUUUCGGGUGCACAGAGGCGAAAAAUGAAAAAAAUGAUGGCCAGGGCAGCAGGGGAGAGAGUGCUUACUAAAUCUGAACAAAAGAAACGUAAACUGGAGGAAGUUACUCCAAACUACGAAAUAGGAAACGGAGAGGCUAAAAAAGUAACUAGCACCGUUCAAAACGAAGCACCUGUUCUGUCAGUACCUCCAGUCUACACAGACAGACAACUAAGAAGAUUUCAAUGUAAGUUGAAAGCUAAAAAAUUUAAAACAAACACUGAUGGAGGGAAAGCUCCUGUUCUGUCAGUACCUCUGGUCUCCACAAAGAAACGUGUAAAAAGAUUAAAACGGAAAUUGAAAUCUGGGAAGCCACACGAUACUACUAAAACUUCCACAAAAUUUGUUAGUGGAGGUAUUAUUGGAGGUAACACAAAUGCCUCUGCUACAGAAGAGGUAACUGGAGGCAAUGCUUAUGUGCCUGUGACUGAACAGGUCAACAAACGUAGAAAAAAUGUUUUGAGUCGAACAGCAGCAGCGGGGGGAACAAAACAACAUGUAACAGCUGGGCAAAAAAGGAAACGUAAAAGACAGAAACAGCGUGACAUUACUAAAACUUUCAUAAAAUUCCUAAGUGGAGGGUUUACCGGAGGUAAUGACAACGCCCCUGUGACUGAAAAGGUUGACGAAUACAGUACCGGUGUUUCGGAUCGAGAAGCACAAGGAGAGGAGGAAACGGCUGGCUCGAUGAGGCUGGCUGUUGUGCCAGUGGGUUUCCCUGAUGUUAAAAUGACAGAGGAGCAGGCAGAGAUGGUGUGGGCUGCACUCACAAACAUGAUUGACCCAUCUGAGUCUGAGGAAUUGGUCCAGUUUUCUGCUAUGCAGUAUGAGAAUGGGGGCUUGGCGAUCACUUGUACAGACAGGGCGACCAAAGUAUGGCUGCGUAAGACCGUUCCGAAGCUUGUUCCGUGGAUAGGAGCCUGUCUCACAGUUGGACAGGCGGAUUUGACAUUGAAGGGUACGAAGUUCAUACUGUCAUUGCCGAAGGCAAUGAAGGGGAGAUCUGACGAGGAGGUUCUGGACUUGUUUCAGAAGCAAAAUAAAGGCAUCUCCACUACCAAGUGGAAAGUCUGUAGCAGGCUGACAGAGGCAGAUGAGAGAGAGAGGCUGACUCUUUGGGUUGAUGAGAAAUCAUUUCAGGAUUUGAAAGCUCGCGAUUUUAAAUUAUUCCUCGAUUUAAGUAUUGUUUACCUCUUGCAAUGGUCACAGUGGGAGAACCUGCCAGCUGAUUCUCGUGUGAGAGUGUGGCACGACCUGCAGCCUGUGGUUCAGAAUCUGCCACUGGCCCAGACUCGAUACAAACCACUUCGACCUGUGGAGACUGAGCUCUUGUCUCAAAAUUUUCCGCUACCUCUGGUACCAGUUUUGCAAACUUGGGCUGUGGAUCGAUCUCUGUCACCCACAGUCCCAGGCAUUGGGCCUAAUCUUCCAGACUUCAGGUGUGAGGAUCAGGGUAGACCACAGUGUCGUGAACAUUUAUUUGCCAAUAAAGAUCCUCAUUUUCGUGAAGCACAGUUUGUGGUUUCAGGUCAGCUCUUACCACAAGAGCAUAUGUUUACAGUACCUGCUGCACUGCGGAAUCACGAGUCUAGAUUCUUGGCAAAAGAACUGCGUUGUGAGUUUGGCUUCGAGACUUCAGAACAUUUGCAGCUGCAGGAAGUUAGUUACAUGAUAGUGAAACGAUCACAGCACGGACACACAAAAAACAACUUGGAUCGAGACCAGGAAAACAGGUACUUCACUUCGGACCAUCGACACAAUCGUGAAAUAGGAUACAGUGAGCCAGAACCCCUUCAGCUCCAUCAGUCAAGAUAUAUGGAUUUGGAUCGGCUGUCACCUCGAGAUGAGAGAGAUACGGUUUGGGAUCGGCUGUCAUCUCGAGACAAGAUACCUACAGUGUGGGAUCGUCUAUCACCUCAGGGUAAGAAGUAUAUGGCGUCCGAUGGGCUGUCACCUCAGGGUAAGAGGUAUAAAGCUUCCAGUUGGGUAUCACCUCGAGGUAAUAGGUGUGAAACUUCCAGUCGAGUGUCACCUCAAGGUAAGAGGUAUAAUGCUUCAGAUUCACUGUCAUCCCGAGAUAAGAGGUGUAAAUAUUCCAAUUGGCUGUCAUCUCACGAUGAAAGGCACAUGCCUUCGGACCGGCUCUCACCUCGAGAUGGAAAGUACACACCUUUAGACCAUAUGUCACACCGAAAUGGGAGGCACAUGGUUUCAGAGCAGCGAUCGCCCCGAGACGGGAGGUACGCGGCUUCGGAUCGGCUGUUGCCUCGAGGUGGGAGGGACGUGGCUUCGGAUCGACAUUUGCCUCGGGAUGGGAGGGACGUGGCUUCGGAUCGACAUUUGCCUCGGGAUGGGAGGGAUGUGGCUUCCGAUCGGCUGUCACCUCGGGACAGGAGGUACGCGGCUUCGGAUCGGCUGUCGACGCGGGAUUCGAGGUAUGCGGCUUCAGAUCAGCUGUCGUCCUGGGAUGGGAGGUAUGCGGAUUUGGAUCGGCUGUCACCCCAGGAGUCGAGGUACACAGCUUCAGAUCGACUGUCGCCCCGGGAUUCGAGGUACGCGGCUUCAGAUCGGCUGUCGCCCCGGGAUUCGAGGUACGCGGCUUCAGAUCGGCUGUCGCCCCGGGAUUCGAGGUACGCGGCUUCAGAUCGGCUGUCGCCCCGGGGUUCGAGGUACGCGCCUUCGGAUCGGCUGUCGCCCCAGGAUGCGAGGUACGCGGCUUCAGAUCGGCUGUCUCCCCGGGAUUCGAGGUACGCGGCUUCAGAUCGGCUGUCGCCCCGGGGUUCGAGGUACACGGCUUCGGAUCGGCUGUCGCCCCAGGAUGCGAGGUACGCGGCUUCAGAUCGGCUGUCGCCCCGGGGUUCGAGGUACGCGGCUUCAGAUCGGCUGUCGCCCCGGGGUUCGAGGUACGCGCCUUCGGAUCGGCUGUCGCCCCAGGAUGCGAGGUACGCGGCUUCAGAUCGGCUGUCUCCCCGGGAUUCGAGGUACGCGGCUUCAGAUCGGCUGUCUCCCCGGGAUUCGAGGUACGCGGCUUCAGAUCGGCUGUCGCCCCGGGAUUCGAGGUACGCGGCUUCAGAUCGGCUGUCGCCCCGGGGUUCGAGGUACACGGCUUCGGAUCGGCUGUCGCCCCGGGAUGCGAGGUACGCGGCUUCAGAUCGGCUGUCGCCCCGGGAUUCGAGGUACGCGGCUUCGGAUCGGCUGUCGCCCCGGGGUUCGAGGUACGCGGCUUCGGAUCGGCUGUCGCCCCAGGAUGCGAGGUACGCGGCUUCGGAUCGGCUGUCGCCCCAGGAUUCGAGGUACGCGGCUUCGGAUCGGCUGUCCCGGGAUUUGAGGUACAUGGCUUCGGAUCGGCUGUCGCCCCUGGUUUCGAGGUAUGAGGGUUAUGAUCAACAGUCACUUCGAGAUAAAAGUUACACGACUUCUGAUUGGUCUUCGUCUUGUGAUCCUAGGCACAAAGUUUCAGAGCAGCCACCAUCUCGUGAUUGGUACCUCCCUUCAAAUCAGUCACUGUCUUCUAGUUCUGGGUACAUUACUCCAAUCCAGGAGAAAUCCCCAAAUUCGAAGUGGAGAGGCUCAGUUCAACAAUCCUCCAGUGAUUCCAAUUCUGUAGGUCCGCAUGAGUCACUGUUCCAGGAAUCCACAUUCCGAGACAGAAAUCAGGUGCAGUACAAUGAAGGUAGAUUUGUGGAAUCUAGACUGAGAAUGUCAGCUUACCCACUACGCAGGGAAUUUGAUGAUACAGUUUCUCACACGCUACGUUCACAGGAAAACAGAUUUUAAAGUUCAGAUGUCCUGUUCCAGCAAUCUGUCAUAUUAUAAAUUCUUUUCUCUUGAGAUCUUUGGGGCUAACUGGUAGACAUUCAGUGAUACAAGCACUUACUGUUGGAGGUGAAUUUGUAUCAAAAAUGUAACAUUCCAGUUUGUGGAGAGUUUAACCAGUAUUGCAUAAAUCAUUGUAACAUUUAGUUACCCUUCUAUAUUUAGGGCAGGACAACAUUUAUAACUCUUUCAGCUCUACAUCUGCCUAUAAUUCACAACAUUGUUUGGAAUUAAACUUUGAAGUGAGUUUGAAAGGCUUCAGGUUUAAAUUCUGUUAAAAGGAGUGCCUCUGCUAUUCGUAGCAGGCCUGUCCAUUUGCAAGUUCUUUAAACAGGUUUGAAGUGUGUUUUGUUUCAUUUGUCUGUCAGAAAUGUUUCUGAUUUUGUGACUAAUUUUGUAUGCUGUAUGUUAUAUAAAGAAAGGAAAAAGUUGGAACUACUUCAAAUGUUUUUGUACACAUCUAGUGAUGUCCUAUUAUUUAUGCCAGAGUGAAUGUUUAAAUGUGAGUUUGGUGUGCAGGGAAUUUGGUAAACCAAAUAACUAAAAAAUGCACUUAUUUGUGUGUGUGUGUGUGUGUGUGUGUGUCCUGUUUCAUUUCAGCAGUUGUUAUUCAAAAUAAGUACUUUGAAACUGGAACUUUUUUUUUUCCCCCAGAAUAUAAUUUUGUAUAAAUUUGUAGAACUUGAAAUAAAAUACUUGAUCAA
This is a messenger RNA of Schistocerca nitens (vagrant locust), 5778 nucleotides long. RefSeq lists its product as uncharacterized. The transcript is spliced from 3 exons. The coding region runs from base 806 to 5035 and encodes 1409 amino acids. The record is from RefSeq and is a predicted model, not a curated record. Lineage: Eukaryota; Metazoa; Arthropoda; Insecta; Orthoptera; Acrididae.